This is a messenger RNA of Scophthalmus maximus (turbot), 1845 nucleotides long. RefSeq names its product NEDD8-activating enzyme E1 catalytic subunit. NCBI's taxonomy places the organism in Eukaryota, Metazoa, Chordata, Actinopteri, Pleuronectiformes, Scophthalmidae. Gene Ontology annotation, molecular function: NEDD8 activating enzyme activity. Gene Ontology annotation, cellular component: cytoplasm; nucleus. Bases 198 to 1583 code for a protein of 461 amino acids. Gene Ontology annotation, biological process: protein neddylation. The transcript is spliced from 17 exons. The record is from RefSeq and is a predicted model, not a curated record.
GCCUGCACUCACCGUUUCCUCUUCAUCAACCUAAUAUUCAAAUUGUAUUCAUGUGUUUAUGUGAAAUAGAGCUACAAGCAGCUACUGUAGCAACAGUGAAUUAACAUCCAGAAGCUGAAGUUAACAUCCAGACAUUGAUGAGAUGACAAUGAGGAUGAUUGACCCCCGAGGGUGUGAUCGGUCGUUUUUUAGCCGAUAUGUCUGCCACUGAAUAUGGAAACAUGAAGACGGAAGAUGUUUACAGGCCAAACAGAAUGGCUGUAGAUGGCGGACACAGGAACAGUGGUUGCGACUGGGACGGCCGGUGGAAUCACGUGAGGAAGUUUUUGGAGCGACCCGGUCCAUUCACCCAUCCGGACUUUGAGCCGAGCACCGAGUCUCUCCAGUUCCUGUUGGAGACGUGUAAGAUCCUGGUCAUCGGCGCCGGAGGACUCGGAUGUGAACUCCUGAAGAAUCUGGCUCUGUCGGGGUUUCGCCUCAUUCAUGUGGUCGACAUGGACACGAUCGAUGUGUCCAACCUCAACAGGCAGUUUCUGUUCAGGCCCAAAGACGUCGGACGGCCGAAGGCAGAAGUGGCCGCCGACUUCAUCAACACUCGUAUCCCAGGAUGCAAAGUCGUCCCUCACUUUAAAAAGAUCCAAGACUUUGACGACUCGUUCUAUAGGCAGUUCCACAUCAUCGUCUGUGGCCUGGACUCCAUCAUCGCCCGACGCUGGAUGAACGGGAUGCUGAUCUCCCUCCUGAGUUACGAAGACGGCGUCCUGGAUCCCAGCUCCAUCAUCCCGCUCAUCGACGGAGGGACGGAGGGUUUUAAAGGAAACGCCCGGGUCAUCCUGCCCGGCAUGACGGCCUGCAUCGACUGCACGCUGGAGCUGUACCCGCCUCAGAUUAAUUUCCCCAUGUGCACCAUUGCGUCAAUGCCCAGGCUUCCAGAACACUGCAUCGAAUAUGCCAGAAUCUUACAGUGGCCAAAAGAAAAUCCGUUUGGAGACAUCAGCUUAGACGGGGACAACCCCGACCACAUCCAGUGGGUGUUCGACAGAUCCCAGGAACGAGCUGCGGAGUUCAGCAUCACAGGCGUCACGUACAGACUCACUCAAGGGGUCGUGAAGAGGAUCAUUCCCGCCGUGGCGUCGACCAACGCCGUUAUUGCUGCUUCCUGCGCCAUGGAAGUUUUUAAAAUCGCCACAAGUGCAUAUAUCCCUUUAAAUAAUUACCUGGUCUUCAACGAUGUGGACGGACUGUACACCUACACGUUUGAGGCUGAGCGAAAGGAGAAUUGUUCGGCGUGUAGUCAGGUGCCUCAGGACCUCCAGUUCCCUCCGUCUGCCAAGCUGCAGGAGGUGUUGGAGUACCUGACGGAGAACGCUUCCCUACAGAUGAAAUCUCCGGCCAUCACCACGACUCUGGAAGGAAAGAACAAGACUCUGUAUCUGCAGUCCGUUAAAUCCAUCGAGGAGCGAACAAGGCCGAACCUCUGCAAGACGUUGAAAGAGCUGGGCUUGUCGGACGGACAGGAACUGGCCGUGGCAGACGUCACCACACCGCAGACGGUUCUGUUCAAGCUCAACUUCACCACCUGACCUCUCUGUGAUGUCACACAAACUGGGCACGGCCUCGUCACCGGGUCACUGCGAUGACGCGGCUGCACCUUCGAUAUCUAUGUAAAUGAGUCACAGUUUCACUGUACGAACAGGAAGUCAGUUAACAUUGUUGUUGUUUUUUUUGUAUUUUUGUUAUAUUGUUUACUUCUUUGUGUAUUUGACUGAUGUUGUUGCUAUUUAACCGUACGUCAGACGAGAAGAACGACGUGCGAUUUGCUCUAAUAAAGUUUUAUUAUCAUCA